CGGAUCACGAUAAGUUAUGGACUAAAGCUUAGGUUGGUAUUGGCAUCGCAGCAGUCAUGUGGAGAAGAGACGUUAAUUGGUGAGGGCAAACCGCGAAGAGGUAGAAGGAGAGGGCGGUAAGGAAUCGCUCGAAAGCCUUUAUGAUACCGCCAAAACCCUAGCUUUCAUUUCCCGCUUCUUUCUAAAGUAUCCGGAGUUUCUAGAUCUUGGCUUCGAAGUACUGACGGGAGUAACAAGGAGCUGAUUUGGUGGAAUUCUUUGAGUUAGGGGGUUGAAAGUUUGGAUCUUGCUGGGGCUUUAAAUGGCUUUAUGUACUCAUUUAUGUGAUUUGCCUAGGGUUUCGAUUGAUUGUGGAUAGUUGAUUUGAGAUUCUUUGUGGGCGUCAGAGGGCGGCGGUUGGUCUUUUAAGUGUGGAUUGGGAUGAAUAGCGUUUUCAGCGAGCAGAUACUGGCGGACAAGCUUUCCAAGCUCAACAGUACACAGCAAUGCAUCGAGACCUUGUCCCAUUGGUGUAUUUUUCAUCGAAAAAAUGCAGAACAGGUAGUUCAAACAUGGGAGAAGCAGUUUCACAGCUCCACUAAGGAACAUAAGAUUCCAUUUCUAUAUCUUGCAAAUGACAUUCUUCAGAAUAGUCGGCGUAAUGGUAUGGAAUUUGUGGGUGAAUUUUGGAAGGUGCUUCCAGCAGCGCUUAAAGAUGUUACCGAAAAUGGUGAUGAUCAUGGAAAAAAUGUGGUAUCCAGACUGGUGGCAAUAUGGGAGGAAAGGCGGGUUUUCGGUUCACGGGCACAUGGACUCAAGGAUUUAAUGUUGAGUUCUGAGCCACCACCUCCGUUGCAAUUGAACAAAAAACGCUCUCGUUCUGUUAAGAUUGUUAGAAGGGAUUCUCGUUCCAUUAAAAUAAAACUGUCAAUCGGAGGAACAGCUGAAAAGAUUGUGUCUGCAUUCCACUCUGUCUUAGGUGAGCUUCCAAAUGAAGAUGCAGAUCUCAAUAAAUGCAAGUCUGCAGUUAGACGAAUUGGGAAGAUGCAGAAAGAUGUGGAUGCUGCUUGUGCUCGAGUUGGGGAUCCUCACCGCACAACAUUGGCUGAGGAAUUGCAGGAAGAGGAGAAUUCUUUGAAAGAUUGUAUUGAAAAACUCAAAUCAGUCGAAGCAAACAGAUUAAUAUUAGUGUUGCAAUUAAAAGAAGCGCUCCAAGAACAGGAAUCUGAACUGGAGAACAUUCGCACGCAGAUACAGGUUGCACAAGCACAAAUAGAACAAGCCGUCAACAUGAGAAAGAGACUAAUGAACGAGACACCAAGUUUUCCACCUAAACGUGAUUCAAACGGUGUGACAUCUGAACCUCCAAAGAAAUCAGCAGCUGCCAUUGCCGCUGAGGUUGCUGACAAGCUUGCAGCAUCAACACACUCCCAACAAAUCAUGACUUCUGUCCUCUCCACCUUCGCCGCCGAGGCAGCUAAGAAUGCUGUACUGAGUACAUCCUCAGCCAGUAACUCGUCUUCAACACCAAAAAAUAAUGCGAAGCUUGAGAAGCCAAUGAUGUCCUUGCAACCUGUAGUCGCCACCACCACUCCCCAGCCUCAGUAUAAUCUAUAUCAUGCUCCAAAUCAACAGUACAUUCAACCUUCGAGCGGAUUAAUGAUCGGCGUACCAUAUGCAUAUACAACCUUACCUCCGCCACCGCCGCCUGCACCUCAAAUGAUGAGUAUGUCAAGACCGCCACUACCUUUACCUGCUCAGCAGCAGCACCAGCAACCAAUGCCACCGCCGCAGCCACCGCCAAUGACGCUGGUUCCGCAACCAGCAGUGCAGGCGAUGCCUAUCGCCAUACACCAGUUGCCAUUGCAAAUGAAUCAACAGCAGGGGCAGUUUGGGCUUCUGCAACCAGCUCCACCUAGUUACAGGCCCUUGCAACCACCCAGAUGAAAUUUUUUUCCCCGUGAAAGGGAAGAUAGAAUUGCAUCUUUGGAGAUACUAUUGUGCAGGGUUGGUUUAUUGAUGUGUUAUCAAAUGCAAGCUCAAUAGCUUUGUGAGAACAUUUGCCUCCAUUAAUUUGCCAUCGAAGUUCUGCUUGUUGAUGUUAUGAUAUACUUAUUUCAGCACUACAAUUACUGGCAAAGGUAUGUCAAUUUACAUCAGCCAUUUCAACUACAUUUGGAAGUUCUCGCACUGCAAAGUUGUCUAUGGUAAUUGAAAAUAUUUGUAUCAUGUAACUUUGUCAUUUGUAGCUAUUUUUUCCCCGAAU
This is a messenger RNA of Dendrobium catenatum, 2245 nucleotides long. RefSeq names its product regulation of nuclear pre-mRNA domain-containing protein 1B. Gene Ontology annotation, biological process: mRNA 3'-end processing. Gene Ontology annotation, molecular function: RNA polymerase II complex binding. NCBI's taxonomy places the organism in Eukaryota, Viridiplantae, Streptophyta, Magnoliopsida, Asparagales, Orchidaceae. Bases 421 to 1926 code for a protein of 501 amino acids. Gene Ontology annotation, cellular component: RNA polymerase II, holoenzyme. The record is from RefSeq and is a predicted model, not a curated record. The transcript has 9 exons.